Molecule: messenger RNA, 1305 nt
Organism: Funneliformis geosporum
Lineage: Eukaryota; Fungi; Glomeromycota; Glomeromycetes; Glomerales; Glomeraceae
Source: the annotation of a GenBank genome assembly
AUGUCUCUCGAAAGAACACUUUCUAUUAUUAAACCUGACGCUAGCAGAAUGAACCUAAUUGGUGAAAUUAUUAAUAUGUUAGAGAAAAAAGGAUUAAAAAUAAUUGGAAUGAAAAUGGUUCGUUUAACUUCUCAGCACGCCGAAAUUUUCUAUCACGAACACCGUGAAAAAUCUUUUUUUAAAGAUAUGGUAAAUUUUAUGUGUGGUUCGCCAGUAGUAGUUAUGUGUUUAGAAGGAGAAAACGCCAUAAAACUUAAUCGAGAAAUUAUGGGAGCAACUAACCCCCACGAAGCGAAAGUGGGAACAAUUAGAAAAAUGUAUGGAGAAAGCAUUGAUGCUAAUGCUGUUCAUGGUUCGGAUAGUCCGCAGGCAGUUGAAAGAGAAAUAAAAUUAUUUUUUAAGGAGGAAGAAAUUUUUUCUCAGCAGCCAUUAAUAACGCAAUGUUUUCGUUGCAAACAAGUAAUUGGGAUUAAGUUUGUUCCACCAUUGAAAACUUAUAGUCAUAAAAAUACCAAUUGUGGUUGGCAAGAAAUUAUUACUUAUUCGCUCAUUUCGGAAGAAAUGAAAAUGAAGUUUGGAAAGCAAGAAAAAGAGUUUUUUCAGUUAUUAAUGCCUAAAAGUGAAUACCACAAAUAUUACCGGUUGAAAUUAGUUCCCAGUCAUUUAAAAACCAUAAACUAUAAUCUUGCCCAUGGUAAUAAAAAUCUCUUUUUUUUUGAAAUUAGUUCAGUUGCUAGUCCUACCGGUCAAGAAGAGUUGCUUAUUUUGAGUGGAACUGGUAAAAUAAUUAAUCAACCACUUCACCAACUAAUUCAAGAGUUAGAUUUUUAUGGAAUAAAAGGGGUUGCCGAAAUCCGGCUCCGAAAAGAAAAAGUAGGUUUUGUGGGUCGCCUUUGUCCCAAAAUAGUUCAAAAUUAUCAAAUAAACCAACCGGUAUUAGUUGCCCAACUUUCUCUCAGCAAAAUAUUUGACUAUCUUGCUAACUUCGCACCUCAAACAGUUUAUCGGCCAGUUGCUAGUUUCCCGACUAGUGAAAAGGAUUUAUCCUUUAUCUUUCCUAAAAAUGCUGACUAUAACGAAAUUAUUUGUGAAAUCAAAAAUAUUGGAGGGGGAAACUUACAAGAAGUAAAUUUAUUUGAUACUUAUCGGAGUGAUGAAAUGGUAAAAGCGGGGCAAAAAUCAAUGACUUUUCGUUUAACUUUCCAAAGUUUACUUGGGACAUUAAAAAACCAAGAAAUAGAAAAGAUUACCAAUUCGGUUCGGGAAAGAAUAGAAAGAAUAUUUGCUGCUAAAUUAAGAGAUUAA